Lytechinus pictus (painted urchin) is the source of this 4215-nucleotide messenger RNA. RefSeq names its product sulfoquinovosidase-like. The coding region runs from base 1 to 2187 and encodes 728 amino acids. Lineage: Eukaryota; Metazoa; Echinodermata; Echinoidea; Temnopleuroida; Toxopneustidae. The transcript is spliced from 5 exons. Gene Ontology annotation, biological process: carbohydrate metabolic process. The record is from RefSeq and is a predicted model, not a curated record. Gene Ontology annotation, molecular function: hydrolase activity, hydrolyzing O-glycosyl compounds; carbohydrate binding.
AUGGCAGUUGAUCGACUGUACUACCUCGCUCUGAUCGUCGUCGUCGUCAUAUCGUCGUCAAACGCCUUCGACGUUAGAUCCAACUCAACUCAUUUUGGUGUUUCUCUAAAUGGAGUUGAACUCAUACGCCAUUCUCCAGAGGACACAUUCCUUUAUGUUGGGUCUGGACUACCAACAUUUGAAGGCCAAUUUGGCAAUUAUGAUGUCGAUGAUUACAUUGAAGAACGUAUCGCUCUAGUCGACUUCGUUGCUGAUGGUUUAAACGUUUUCACGUUUAGUCGACAAAAUAUGUUACAGGUUCAAAUCCGCUUGGUGAGUGAUGCUUCUGAAUCCCCAUACGUUGAGUUCACAAGUAUAGCUGAAGGCAUCAAUCGAAUCUGGUUACGUCUGGUAGCAGAGAAAGAUGAACAUGUAUUUGGUGGAGGCUCCCAGUUCUCUCAUUUCAAUAUGAGAGGGUAUAAAUUCCCAAUCUGGAUUCAAGAACAAGGAGUUGGACGAGACAAGAACUACGAGAUCACAUUCAAAGCCGAUCAGAGGGACGGUGGAGGUGGUGACUACUAUACAACCUAUUGGGCUCAACCAACCUUUGUUUCCUCUCGUCUCUACUAUGCUCACUUUGACAUCACCACCUACUCUGAACUGGACUUUCGAGCCGAUCACUUCCAUGAGAUCCACAUCUGGGGAAAUACUCUCAGCAAGUUCCAUUUCUUCACUGGAAGUAAUUACACCGAUCUUCUCGGGGAGUUAACUGGGUACCUUGGAAGACAACCGAUGCCUCCUGAAUGGAUCUAUAAUGGCACUAUCUUAGGAGUCCAAGGGGGUACUGAUAUCAUGCUUCAAUACAUAGACAUGGCUGAAGAACAUGGAAUCAAAGUGAGUGGAGUCUGGAUCCAGGAUUGGGUUGGCCGUAUCACCACGUCUUUUGGAAGACGUCUGUUCUGGAACUGGGAGUGGAACCCUGAGCAGUACCCCAACCUUGACACAGUGAUACCGCAACUCAAACAGCGAGGUAUCAGGGUGCUUGUCUAUGCCAAUCCAAACCUCAACAGAUUAGGGAGUUUGUAUGAGGAAGCAGCAGCAGGAGACUACCUCAUCAAGAACAUUUCUGGGGAUCCAUACAUAGUUGACUAUGGUGAGUUCUUCUGCGGAAUCGUGGACUUCACAAACCCUGCGGCUGCUCAGUGGUACAAGGACCGUAUCAUUAAAAAAAAUAUGCUGGACCUGGGUGUCAGUGGUUGGAUGGCUGAUUUUGGAGAGUACCUCCCUAUAGAUGCGGUGUUUCAUAGUGGAGCUAAGGGUACAGAUAUCCAUAAUCAAUGGCCUGCCAUCUGGGCUCAGGUGAACAGAGAAGGGGUGGAGGAGGGUGGCAAGAUGGGUGAUAUCCUAUUUUGGAUGCGUGCCGGCUAUACAGGAUCCCAGAGGUACAGUGUCAUGACGUGGGCUGGUGAUCAGUUUGUUGACUAUGGCCUUGCUGAUGGCAUAGCAUCCGUGAUCCCCGGUACCCUAUCUUUGGGUAUGUCAGGGUACGGAAUGAACCAUUUCGACAUUGGAGGGUACACAUCUCUCUUUGGAGUCACCAGGACUGAGGAACUCUUUCUCCGUUAUGCCGAGAUGGCGGCCUUUACUACCAUGAUGCGCACUCAUGAGGGUAACAGACCUGAUGAGAACUGGCAGUUCUACUCAAGCUCACACACCAUGUACGAGUUCGCCCGCCAUACCAAGAUAUACGUGGCCCUCAAUGACUACGUCAACACCACCCUGCGUGAGAACCAUGAACACGGCAUUCCCGUUCAACGUCCACUCUUCCUGCAUUAUGAGGACGACGAGCGCACCUAUGACAUCCAAUACCAGUAUAUGUUCGGACCGGAUCUUCUGGUCGCUCCAGUGAUAGAGCAGGGUCAAGAAAACUGGGAUGUUUAUCUUCCUGUAGAUGACUGGAUAUUCCUUUGGGAUGAAGACAUCACCUCAGAUGGUGGAGAGACCAUAACAGUUCCUUCUCCAAUGGGUUACAUACCAGUCUUCUUUAGGUCCCAAUCUCCAUGGGCUGACACUUUUAGACAGCUGAGAGAUAUCGAGGCAGUAACGGUAACUCCGACCGAACAGAUGACGACUGCUGGAUGUCCCACUAUAAUGGCAUCAUAUUUACUUCUCGCUUUGUGUUGGACCCUAAUGACAUUAUUGUGGUAGCUAUCCACAUUUCUUUGUCAAGAAAGUCUACCCUACGCAAGACUAUAAAUAUGCUUUUUUGUAGAAUCAUCUGCUCAGCGAUCACCUGGCAUAAUGAUGAUAAUGUGCACAAAUUGAGCACACACUGUCCAUGAAUGCUCAUGGCACUAGAAUCCAGAUUCAACCCGUUACUCCCAACAUGACUUGUAAAAAAUUGACUCUUGUAAUCUAAAAGUUAACAUAGUAUGUAACACUAUAAUCAGUAGCUUUCAAAUACUGAUCAUUAUAUAGGCUAUAUUCAGUAGCUGUAGUUGGAUAGAAGAUCUGAACAAAACUAGCAUGUUGGUGCCAUGGUGAUGACAAAUUUGAUAGCCCAUACUUUUUUUUUCAAUGGACAUCAAACCCUCAUCUCUGGUAAGUCAUUCCUUGCAAUCAUAAAAGAUUAUGUGUUUUCACAGAGUCAACACAUGCAGGAGAAGCAAAACUAUUCAUUAAAAUUUACAUAUAAUGACCGAUCUUGGUUCCUGAAAUACGUCUUGCUUGAAAGUAGAGAACAUCUCUUCACAUGUACUUCAAGGAAAUGAAGAAAUCUGUGUUAAAGAUCAACACAUUCAUAAUCAUUGUAUAAGUUUGGUACAUAUUCUUCAAAUAAAUCUUUGUAAUAAAACCUUAUGACAUGAGAUGUUGGGUUGGUUCUGUCAUAAUAAAAACUCUAAACAAUGUUUUAAGUGUUUCCCUGCAAUAAUCAAGACAUGAGACCCCAUUGAGAAUGUGGUUCUGAAAACCAGUUCAGGAGAUGGUGAUGAGAACUUUAAUAAAGCAAUUUUCUAAGCUGGUUUUGCAAAGUGGUUUAAAGGGAUGGGUCUAGGCUGGAGAUAUUUAUAUCUCAAUUAAUGGAGUAAAAUUAACAAAGCAAAAUGCUGAAAAUUAGAUCAAAAUCGGAUAACAAAUAAAAAAAGUUAUUGAAAUUUAAUGAUUUGCAUUAUUUGGUGAAACAGUUCUAGGCAUGUCUUUAUGAAUAUUCAUUAGGUGGGCUGAUGUCAUAUCCCUACUUGUUCUUUUGUAUUUUAUUAUAUGAAAUUAGGUUUAUCCAAAAAAUUUCUACCAAAAACAAUUGGAUUGACAACUGAUUAAGAGCAUUAUUUAUUGCUGCAACUUAUUUCAUCAUAAUGGAGACACAUCAUCUAAAUGAAACAUUUAUGAUUUCAUGUAAUAACAUAAGAAAAAGGAAAGUGGGGAUGUGACAUCAUCAGCCCACCUCAUGAAUAUUUAUGACGAUGUGCAUAUAACUGUUUUCACAAAAUAUUGAUAACAUUUAGAAUUCAAUAACUUUGUUAUCCAAUUUUGAUGAAAUUUCCAGCAUUUUGCUCUGUGAAUUUUACUCUAUUUAUUUUUAUAUAAACAUUUUCAGCCCGGGUCCCGUAAAGUUACAAUUUAUUGUACGCUUGAUUUUCACGAUUGAUUUGUACAUUGUAGUCAAUGCAAUCAAUAGUUUAAAAAUGUCCUACGUUCAUUGCUAAGCUUUGUGUUACUGCCCCAGUUUAGCAAAGAUGGGGGGGGGGGGGGUGGUAAAGAAGGCUUUGAUUAGAUACUGUACAUCUAUUGUACUCCCUGUCAACUUUAUUGCAGUUUCUGUGAACUUUGAUCCAUCAUGGUGCAAGGGGCAAAUAUAUGCAUUAUUAAGAUUUCAUCAUAAAACCGGUAUUUAUAACAUUUUUAUAACUACUUUGCUUGUUCUAUCAUAAAUACACGUAUCAUCAACUACAAAAUAAACAUUGGUAUUCUUCGUUUGUAAAUAAUUACCUCCAGUGGAUAAUGGUGACAAUGGAAUGUGUGAUAUGUUUCUAAUGAAGCCUCUAUUCUAGUGUUAUAUUAAUUAUGAGAUUUGAAAAAAGUUAUUGGACUCAUCAAUAAAGGAAGUGUCAAAGCAACUGAUCUGUUAAUAUUGUUAAUGUGUAACUUAGGGCAAGUAUAUUUGACAGGAAGGGAAGCAUGAAAUAUUUUGAAAUAUGAAUAAACUGUAUGUUCUAUAUGCCCGUUUUUUUCCUC